Molecule: messenger RNA, 927 nt
Organism: Olea europaea var. sylvestris
Lineage: Eukaryota; Viridiplantae; Streptophyta; Magnoliopsida; Lamiales; Oleaceae
Exons: 1
Coding region: 1-927 (308 amino acids)
Molecular function (GO): zinc ion binding; nucleic acid binding
Source: RefSeq, a predicted model, not a curated record
AUGGCUUCAACUGGAUUCUCAGUACCUUUACCUUUUGCUUUCAUAGGUGAGAAUUACGAAUUCUGGGCAGCAAAGAUGAAGGCUUAUUUAAAGGCUUAUGAUCUGUGGGAAAUCACAGAAUCAGGUAUUGAACCACCAGCCUUAAGAGCAAAUCCUACAAUUGCUCAAUUGAAGCAACAUAGUGAGGAGGUUGCAAAAAAGUUUAAAGUCUUGUUCUGCAUCCGGUCAGCUGUGACUGAUGCAAUAUUUACCAGAAUAAUAACCUGUGAAACUGCAAAGGAGGCUUGGGACAGGUUGCAAGAGGAGUUCAGAGGCAAUGCAAGAACAAGACAAAUGCAAGUCUUGAACUUGAGAAGAAAAUAUGAGGGCCUGAAGAUGAAGGAUUCUGAUUCUGUCAAAGAUUAUGCUGAUAGGCUGAUUAAGGUAGUGAACAAGAUAAGGCUUUUGGGAGAUGACUUACCUGAUAGAAGGGUCGUUGAAAAGGUGCUGAUUAGCUUACCAAAAAAGUUUGAAGCUAAAAUCUCAUCUCUUGAAGACUCUAGAGCUCUGUCAUCCAUCACCUUAUCUGAGCUGGUUAAUGCCUUGCAAGCCACUGAGCAAAGGAGGUUAAUGAGGCAAGAAGAUCAAGUAGAAGGUGCCUUGUUUGUUAAAGGAAAGCAUAAGGCACAGACCAGCUUUAGGCCAAGGAAAAAUCAGCAAGAUAAGAGAAGAUUCGAAGGCAGCAAGGGUGCUGAUAAAAACUCUGCUUAUCCUCCAUGUCCACAUUGUCAAAAGACUGGACAUUCUUCAAAUUGGUGCUGGUUCAAACCAGGGGCGCAAUGCAAGUUAUGUAAGGAGUUUGGACAUGUUCAAAGGGUUUGUAGAAACAAGAAAGGGAAGCAGAUUGAGCAGCAAGCUAAAAUUGUUGAAAGUCAGCAACCAGAUUAG